This is a messenger RNA of Pangasianodon hypophthalmus (striped catfish), 1666 nucleotides long. RefSeq names its product microseminoprotein, prostate associated 2 (gene msmp2). NCBI's taxonomy places the organism in Eukaryota, Metazoa, Chordata, Actinopteri, Siluriformes, Pangasiidae. Bases 957 to 1349 code for a protein of 130 amino acids. The transcript has 4 exons. The record is from RefSeq and is a predicted model, not a curated record.
ACAGCAAAUAUGAUUAAAUUCAAACAAUUCCAUAAAGUGUACCUUGUCUAACACAACAAAUGAUGAGACUCUUUAUUUAGUAUUGUUAUUAUACUGCUCACUAUUAUUAAUAUAUCAUUUGGUUUGAUCAUAUGCAGGCACUCAUGUAGGGAUCAGAUGAUUUGGAACAAUGCAUCAAUUUUAAAGGCAACAAUCAUAAAUCGGUUAUUAUCAAUUAUUGAAAAAUGACAGACAACUAGUGUGUAAAAAAUAAUUCAUAUUUUUAAACUGAAAGACCUACCCCAAUUCUGAACAGUCACAUAUCCAUUAUAGGCAACUAAAUCAAAUCGUCAUAUCGUAGACUCAAUAGUAUCAUCAAAUUUCGAAUCAUCACAGCCCUAGACACACAAAUACAUAGAUAGACAUUUUACAUUUUGUGUGCUUUCCUCAUUAUAACAUGUGAUAGAAAUAUAUACUGUUUACAAAUGGUCAGAAAUCUACUCUCUACAUCUAUAAUUUUUAGUGGAUAGUAAUGGAACCUAUAAUCACAGUCACAUGAUACAGUAUAAUCAGAUCCUCAUCAACCUUUAAAAUGGCACCCUGAGGCCUGCGUAUACUGUUUUCUAUAGAAGAAUACACACACACACACACAAUCACUAUAGGGCAGAAGGAACAAAAUGUGUGUGUGUAAACAUAGUGUACUAGCAUUACAAAAUGACCUAAGGAGAAACCUUUUGUGUAUGUGCACGAAAGAAAGAGCUUUUUGUGUCUGAACAUAAAGAAGGAGGGUCUCACACAAAUGUAUAAAUACUAGAGGUCACAGCUCAAAGCCAUCAUAGCUCAGACAGAUGCUCCUGGACAGAAGUGACAGAAGAAGACAGGACAGAGCAAGACACAGAGAGACCUCAAAAGAUCACUGCAGAAGAAGAGACACUUAAAGAGAAGCGAAUUACUUCAGACUAUACAUUCACCUUAAGAUGGGUGCCAUUGAUAUUGUUGCCACAAGUGUACUGCUGGUGGCUGUGUGUCUGCUGAGUACAGCUGCUCCAUCUUUAGCAGUCUACAGCAAUGGAGAAUGUACCUUCAACACUAAAGGGAGCUGUGAAUAUCAGGGUCAGGUCUUUGGUAUCGGUGACAGCUGGAUUACUAAUGACUGCUACCACUGUGUGUGCAUGGAACCCUUUGGAGUGGGUUGCUGUGAUCACAAUCCACAGCCAGUUGAUUAUCCAGACUGGUGUGAGGUCAUCAAGAAGCCUGAUUCAUGUGUCAGUGUGGUGGUGAUGAAGGCUAAUCAUAAGCUUCCCUGCCUCUAUGGGAAAUGGGGGAAACGUCCAGACACCUGGAAAUCUGACAAUGACCCAAUAUUUUAAUUAAUUACCUAAUAAUCUAUUAUUUAUUGCACAAUUCAUUCAAAUACAGGAAGCUGAUAGCCUGACUGAUAGUGUGCUGAAAUGACUGUAACAUAUGUUCACAUCUGGGGCAAAUACUGUAUCUCCAAGUACUCCACAUGGACAGUCUUUUACUAAAAAUCUAAUCAAAAGAUCUAUUAAUACUAAUGGUAUAGUAUAAUGGUAUAAUUAGUACUCUUUUUAUUUGUGCACCAAAUUUAUUUGGUUGUUAGUUAUACCCAGAUUAGGAUAUUUUUUCCCAUUUGUCUUGUUUUUAAUUCAUGUCCUGUCUAUCUUGA